AUGCAACGCAUCGACCUCUUGUCUGCCAUUCGCACACUCGACGUCUCCAUCCCCAGUGUUGGGGGAGAACCUCUCUCAGUGCAACCAAUAACCCACGCCAACAAAACACGACAGUGGAAGUUCCUCCGAAAGCCCAAGACACCAAGCCAGGACCCAGGAAUGGAUCAAAUGGUGAAAAGGUACCCGAUCUGGCCCCUCGCCUUCGGCCAGUACCAUCCCAAUCCAUCAUGCCUAUCGUCAACCCCUCUCAUCAACUCGAUGCCAAAUCUGCGUGAUAUCCACUGGCAUUGCCGGCACGUCCACAGCGCCCUCCCGCUCCCAGAUACUUUGUCCUCCCUAAUAACCAAUUCCAAAAGCCCCCCCAUCAACCUUCACCUCACCAUCACCACCAGAGACGACCGACGUCCCAACCCACGCCUCCUCCAGCUCCUCUCCCAGCUCUUGACCUACCCGCUCACCCCGAACCUGACCUCACUUAAAAUCAACAUAACCUACUACAUCCCAAACUACACCCGCCAAGUCCUUCACCCCCUAAAAGCCAUCCUCUGUUACGCUCCUAAUCUGCAAAAGCUUUCUCUCGACAUCUGGUACCACCGCAGCGCCAGCGGCCCAGGCACUCUAGACGAGAAAUACUUUGGGUUCGGCUUCACAUCAGCCGAAAAACUUGCCACCAAAAGGCUAAAGCAUCUUACAAUCCACGCCUACCCAUUUGGCCGCCCUGCCGUGGCAGGCGAAUCAAAUUGGAACACCGAGGGCUAUCCACCAAAUACAUCCCCGGAGGUCGACUACUGGGCCAGAGAAUUUUACUGGGGAGCACUGGAGACGCUCCAGCUGUUGGACGUGGGGUGGAUGGGGACAGACAAGAUAUUGGCCAGCGUGGAGCUAGCGGCCAAGCUGGGGACCUUGAGAGAUCUGAAGCUGGAUGGGCUGUACGGACCUGGGAUGAGGCCCUCGCAAGUGGAGGGCUCGGCUAACAGAGGCUAUGUUGAAGGGAUCUGGCGUUUCUUGCGGUGCUUGCCACAGGGAAGACUGGAGCACAUCAGUUUGCCGUUUGUAGGGGGAGAUGUCAUUCCAGUGGAGGCAGUUACGUGGUUUGGAAACACAUUGACGAGACUGGAUAUCACACGUUCUGCCGUGACAGAAGAUGAUCUCUGGGUUUUGGGGAGGAACCUGCCGCGGUUGCGGGAGCUGAGGAUUUGGUGUGAGAGGCAACACGGCCAGUCGGAUCAUGGCGAUGGCGGUGAGGGCAGAUGGCCGGAAACAACGUUUGGUGUGCUGGCUGAUGCAGGCAACUUUCCGUCUUUGCGAGAUCUGCACCUCACCUUUGAACUUGGGUUCAAAGAGAAGCAGAUACAGCCGCCGAUUGGCGAGAGGAUACAUGGUGGUCGUCGCAGUGGUCAUAAAAGCCCUUCUCUGCAGCGGGUACAUUUGUCCGCCGGAGAACUUCCAAAGAGGAGGAAUGACCCAAGCCGCUUUCGAGGCUUCCUGGAUGCCGAAGAAAGACCAAAGGCCUCUGCUAAGAACGCAAUGAGCUUUGUAUGCUCCCCACAACUUGAUACCGGAGGAGUGAAAAUCAAAUGUCCUAAAUUGGUCAAUGCUGGGUUGUCUGAGGAGAAAAUACAAAGAGCGUGGGCACUUGUGAUGAAAUAUCAAGCCGGGGUUCAUGGAAACCGAAAAAUUCAAGAAUUAGAAGACAAGGCAGUGGCAAUCUUGGGAAUAGAGGGCGAAAAGGCGGCCAUGGGAGAUAAAUAUUGGGCCCUUGUAGCUGCACUCAAGGGUCCCCAGUGGGGUGAUUAA
Molecule: messenger RNA, 1797 nt
Organism: Podospora bellae-mahoneyi
Lineage: Eukaryota; Fungi; Ascomycota; Sordariomycetes; Sordariales; Podosporaceae
Exons: 2
Coding region: 1-1797 (598 amino acids)
Source: RefSeq, a predicted model, not a curated record